AAUUUACUCAGUGUACUUCAGCUGGAUCCUGAUGAAACAAAAAAAGUACUUGCAGAAAAUAAUAGAAAAAUAACUGUUUUACAAGUUCAUAAGAAGUCACUAACAAGGCAGUAUACCACUUUACUUGAAACGGAACGGCAUCUCAGGAAAGAAAAUGAGAAACUAAAGGAUGAAAUAACACAUAUAGAGACUGCAGUUACAGAGAAGAUUGGAAACUUGCAAAGAUUCAAGGAAAUGGCUAGCUUUAAGAUUGCGGCUCUGCAAAAAGUGUUGGAUGGUAGUGUGCCAUUGUCUGAGCUGGAACUGGCUAAUAAGCAGUAUAAUGCAUUAACUGCUAAAUACAGAGAUAUGUUACAAAAAGAUAACUUGCUCGUCCAACGGACAACAAACAUGGAACACAUGGAGCAUGAGAAUGAAUCCUUGAAAGCACAAAUAAAUUUGUUGAAUAAGGAACUGGAGAUCACAAAAGAGAAACUUCACACUGUAGAACAGGCUUGGGAACAGAUGACUAAACUAGGGGAUGACAAUGCCAUGGACAAAGGCACAAAAGCAAUAACCAACAGCGAGAUUUUGUCCAUUUCUAAGAAAAUCACAAUGUUGGAAAUGAAGGAACUAAAUGAAAGACAGAGAGCAGAACAUUCGCAGCGAAUGUAUGAACAUUUAAGGAAUACCGUAAAGCAAAUAGAAGAACGUAAUUUUGAAUUGGAAGGAAAAUUUGCUGAGCUCACCAAAAUCAACCUUGAAGCACAGAAAGUAGAACAGGAAUUAAGAGAUGAACUGUCAAAGAGUGUAAGUAAGGCAGUAAGUGAUGCAGAUAGACGACAAAUCAUGGACCUAGAGAAGCGUGAGAUGGAGCUCAAGACCGAAGUAUCAAAGUUAAGAGAACUGUCUGAUGUAGCAAAAAUGCAAGUUGACGCUCUGGAGGCACGCCAGCAAUACAGAGAUAAAGAAGUAGAAUGUCUUAGAAUGCAGAUUUUAGAUUAUCAGGCACAGUCAGAUGAAAAAGCAGUUAUUGCAAAACUGCAUCAACAGAUCGUAGCCCUUCAAGGUAGUGAAUCUGUUGCUGCAGGCAAACUGGAGACACUUGAAUUGAAACUACGGCAGAUGGAGAUCCAUAAUCUACGUUUAGAGCAGAAGCUUGAUGAGAGAGAGCAAGCCUUAUAUUUUGCCCGACUGGAAGGAAGGAAUAGAGCCAAACAUCUUCAACAGACAGUUCAGUCUUUGCGGCAGCAGUUCAGUGGUGCUCUGCCUUUAGCACAGCAAGAAAAAUUCUCUAAAACAAUGAUUCAGCUACAGAAUGACAAAUUGAAGAUCCUGGAAGAAGUUCAGAAUGCCCAGCAGGAGCGUCGAAAUGCGGAAAACAGAGCAUUACAGAUGGAGUUGAAACUGAAAAGUUUAGAAGAAUUAAUAAGUGCAUUGAAAGAUACAAGAGGAGCUCAAAAGGUCAUUGAAUGGCAUGUGAAGAUAGAGGAACUCCAUCUGCAGGAACUUAAACUCAAUCGAGAAUUAGUCAAGCAAAAGGAAGAGGUGAAGUAUUUGCAUAAUGUAGUUUCCGAAUAUGAACAUACAAUCAGUAAUCUGGAAGAAGAAAUUGUAGAGCAGAACAAGUUUCAUCAAGAGAGGCAAAUGGCUUGGGACCAGAGGGAAGUAGAACUACAGCGCCAAUUAGACCUGUAUGAUCAUCAACAAAAUGAAAUACUUAGUGGAGCUCGAAAGUUAAAAGAAGCUACAGGAUCAGUUCCAGACCCUAGUUUGCCGCUUCCACAACAACUUGAGUUGGCUUUGAGAAAGAUUCAGGAGCAUACUCAAACAAUCCUGGAAACUAGGGCAACCUGCAGAUCACUGGAGGAGAAAUUAAAAGAAAAGGAAACUGCUCUGUGGGAAGCUGAACAAAAUGUUUUAUCAAGAGACAAAGUUAUAAAUGAACUAAGACUUCAAUUACCUUCAACACCGGAAAGAGAGGAAAUAAUGGCUGAAUUAGGCAAAGAAGAAGAUCAUCCAGAGCACCAUCAUGCCAUAAAAAUUGCUCAGAUAACCAUUGCAAAUAUGAAAGCAAGAUUAAAUCAAAAGGAGGAAGUGGUAAAAAAGUACCAAGGUUUGCUUGCUAAAGCAAGAGAGGAACAAGAGGAAAUGGCAAAGAAGCAUGAGGAAGACCUUAAAGUUCUACAGCAGAAGUUAAAUUUACGUACUGACAAUUCCCUUAAUAAAUUCGAACAGAGUGCUUUGGAGUUAAUGAAAAAUACUUCUUUAUCACAUUCCAAUGACAAACAUUUUAUCCGCUUAGCUGAAAUGGAGCAAACUGUGGCGGAACAGGAUAAGUCUCUUGCUUCACUUGUUGAAAAAUUAAAGAAAACAUCAUCUGAUUUGGAGAAACAAAAAAGAAUUACUCUAAUGAAAAUUGAAGAGUUUGAGGCUACCAGAGCCCAGCUUCAGGAAAAGCACACAGCUGAUGUGGAACAACUAAAAGAUGAAGCAGAUGAAUUGAGGAACACGUUAUCUCAGAUGGAGAAGGAAUUAGCAAAUGUAAAAGCUGAACUAGAGAUCCAAAAAGAAGCAAAUAAUAGAGCACCCACAGCAACAAUGAAAAACCUGGUGGAACACCUGAAGAGACACUUAGCGAUAAAAGAGAAACAGAAGAAAGCUUUGAGUACAGCAAUUCUGGUACUGCGAGCAGAAAUGACCGCUAAUGCUGAACAGCAGAUUAUUUCUGCUGCAUCACAAAAAGAGGCAUAUAUGAAUGUCCAGGAGAUUGUUGACAAACAAACAAAGGGGCUUAUGACACAGAUAGAGGAAUUAAAUAAUCAGAUUACAAAACUUACAGAUAACCUUAAAAUAAGUAAAACAAGGGAAAAUUCUUUGUCUGAUGAAAGGGACGAGCUUAACCAAGAACUCCAGAGAAAAGAAAAAGCAUUUGCUAAAAUGCUGAGAGAAAAAAAUGAAAUGGAAAAAGAAAAUGAAGAACUGAAGAAACGAAUUAGGAGGCUAAGCAGGGGCAUUCAGAGCAAAGCUGAUGAAAAAAAUCUGAUAGAUGCACUUCAGAAAAAAAUUAAAAAGUUGGAAAGUGAACUUGAGAAGAAGUGUGGAGAAACAGAAAAAAAAUAUUUAAGAGAAGACAAGACUUCCAAGAAGGAAAUAAUUCAAUGGGAAGAAGGUAAAAAAUGGCAAAUCAGAAUGGAAGGAUUGCGGAACAAACUGAAAGAAAAGGAAAAAGAAGCAGAUGCUUUAGCCAAACAGUUGAAUACAUUGAAGGAAAUUUAUACCAAGACUGAAAAAGAGAAAAUUGCUCUACAGAAGAAACUGAAAAAAGCUGGUGUCACUGUUGACCAUGUUGUUGGAGUAAAAGCCUCAGAGACUGAAAAAGAACUGGAAGAACUAAGAAAACGGAAUUCAGAUUUAGAAAAUGAAGUUGCUCACAUGAGAACACAGCAAGCAAUCCCACGAGAUUCUGUUGUAGAAGAAUUAAGUUUAAAAAAUCAAUUCCUCCAGGAAAAGCUUCAUGCAUUGGAGAGACAGUAUUCGAGAGUGACAUAUUCUGGACCUUUGACAUCAGGAAGAGGAUCAGAUGAUCAAUAUCGAAGAGAACGAGAGGCUUUAAUGGAAAAUUUAAGAUUGUCAUCUGAAAACGUUGACCUAAGAUUCCAGCUAGAGCAGGCCAAUAAAGAUUUGCCAAGACUAAAGGACCAAGUAGGUGACUUAAAAGAAAUGUGUGAACUUCUCAAAAAAGAGAAAGCAGAUGUUGAACGAAAGCUGGACAACAUUAGAGGGGCUGGAAGAAGUGGAAAGACAGUCCAAGAACUGGAAAAAACAAUUGGUUUGAUGAAAAAGGUUGUAGAGAGAGUCCAAAGAGAAAAUGAAGAUCUGAAAAAAGCUCCAGCUGUGGUUUCUAAUGAGAAAUUACUUAGUCUUGAACAGGAAAAUGAGAGGCUAAAGUCUGAAAUGGAAAAAAUGAAACUUCGCCUGGAGGGUCAGCUGAAUAUGCAUUAUGAAUCUAAAACAAAAGGAAUGGAAAAACUAAUUACUGAAAAUGAGAGGCUGCAUAAAGAACUGAAAAAGGAAGCUGACAGUGGAGAGAAGCUACGAAUAGCAAAGAAUAACUUGGAGAUAAUAAAUGAGAAGAUAACUGCACGGCUGGAGGAAACCACUAAGAGGCUAAAUUUGUCUGAGGACCAAUUUGACGGUGCUGACAGCAAAAGCUGGACGUCCAUUGUAGCAAG
Molecule: messenger RNA, 4214 nt
Organism: Pterocles gutturalis (yellow-throated sandgrouse)
Lineage: Eukaryota; Metazoa; Chordata; Aves; Pterocliformes; Pteroclidae
Gene: CEP290
Product: centrosomal protein 290kDa
Exons: 25
Biological process (GO): camera-type eye development; kidney development
Source: RefSeq, a predicted model, not a curated record